CAUCGGCCUGUGGGCAAUGUUUUUGAUGUAAUCCAUUUGGACUUCAAGGCUUUGGAUAAAGUCUCCCAUGGGAACUGAUAGCGAAGAUGUUUUUGUAGCUGGGAAGCCCUGUGAUUGUGAUGUAGUGGUAGAGUGUCGGGCCGGUGACCCAACGUCUCUGGAAGUGAAGCUGACCAAUCAGAGCAAGGGCACAGUCGGUCCUUUUGCUCUCACUGUCAUUCCAUACCAGGACUAUCAAAACGGCGUCCAUAACAAUGAUCUUGGAAAUGCCGUUACUUCAAUUGGAUCGAAUACAUUCUACAUAGAUGCGGUGAAAUCCACUGAAGAUUGUGUUUGCAGUGGAGCUCUCCUAUUCCUGUAUGCUGGAGAUUACUACUUGAAUAUAAAAUUUCACGAUGACAACUCAAAUAGGGAGCUGCCCCUUUCUUGGUUCUGCUUGCCAAGUGUUCAUGUGCGUGCCAUGGACCCAAUUCAGCAAGCAAAAUUUUAAAUUUAUAUGAAAGAAAAUAUUAUAAGAUUUAGUGAGUUAGAUCAUUGUAAAUAUUGACUAACCAGUCAUAUCUGCCAACAAAAUCUCACUGAAUAUUCUGGUUUAAAAUUACGCUGGCAUUCGUCCAAAUAAAAAGCUUCUAGAUUUUUCUGUAAAGCUUGCUUAGCCAAAUUUUUACAUAUCCAAGGGAUUAAUAACUACUGUCAGUAAAAUUAAUUGUUAGUAAUAAACCUCUAUUAUAGAGGAGUCAGGUUGUACCUUUGAAUGAAAUAAAAGACACUUGAUCAUAGGUUGGUACACUGCCUGUUCUCUAAUCAGAACCUUGUUAAAAUUAUAAAGACAAAUUUACAUUUCUUGGCAUGGUUAGGUAAGAAAAUGGUGCACAAUGACAUUUAGUUGUUAAAUUUGUUUCAUAGAUUUUAGCUCUUAAGAAUAAUGGGAAUAGAAGGAAGGUUGACAGAUAAUAUCAGUGUUGUAAUUAUGAAGGCAUGUAUUCUUUACAAGUCUGAUAUGACAAUGCUGUAAAGCUCAGUCUUAAUGCUCAGUUAGUUCUUCAUCUUUCCCACUUGGUGCACUGUUCAAAUGUAUGGGCACAAUGUCUUGAAGGUCUGUUAUAUCUGUAUGAUACCUACAGUUGUUUUUGAGAGUAAGGCAACAUGUCCUGUUCACACUGCAAUGAAUUAGCUGCAGCCCUUCAGAGGUAUUCAUUAACUUUUCCUUUCUUCCCCCCUAAGAUGUUAGUAAAACCAUUUUUAAUCUUACCAAUAAACAAUUUAAAAGAAAACAACUGGAAAGCCAGUUACAAACUCAGGGUUUUUUUACAUUUCAAAAUUGUUGUGAUUUAUGAAUAAUCAAUUUCAUGAUUACUUUGCAGUAGAAUAUCUGCAAUUAUUAUAACAUAAUUAGUGGGAUUAUGCCACAGUUUCAGUUGCAGUGUUAACAAGGCAAUGUCUUUCUUGUUCAUACAAAAUUCAGGAACUACUGUAACUGGCAUCUCUGUACAGAAACCUAACGGCUGUAAAGAUACGUUUCUCUUCCUGUACCUGCAAAACAUUGUAACUUUGGAAAUAAAUUUGGCUUGCAUGUUGA
Messenger RNA from Stegostoma tigrinum, 1579 nucleotides. RefSeq names its product trafficking protein particle complex subunit 9-like. Gene Ontology annotation, cellular component: trans-Golgi network. The record is from RefSeq and is a predicted model, not a curated record. Bases 68 to 490 code for a protein of 140 amino acids. The transcript is spliced from 3 exons. Lineage: Eukaryota; Metazoa; Chordata; Chondrichthyes; Orectolobiformes; Stegostomatidae.